This is a messenger RNA of Striga hermonthica, 720 nucleotides long. The record is from the annotation of a GenBank genome assembly. Lineage: Eukaryota; Viridiplantae; Streptophyta; Magnoliopsida; Lamiales; Orobanchaceae.
AUGAUUAAAGCCACUUUCUCGGACUUCAUUUCCGAUCUCCUUGCACUGCUUGAUGCUCUCACCCUGUCCAAGGUUUGCUUGAUCGGUAAAGAUUUUGGAGCUCGAAUAGUUUACUUAUUUUCACUGUUUCAUCCUGAGAGAGUAUCCGGAAUAAUUACACUGGGAGUGCCAUUUGUGCCUCCAAGUCGUCCAACAAAUCUUAAGCCUCUCGACAAGGAUCUAUACAUUUCAAGGUGGCAGGACCCGGGAAGGGCUGAGGCUGAUUUCAGCCGUUUUAACUGUAAGACUGUGGUGAAGAAUAUUUACAUUCUCUUCUCUCGAGAUAAAGUGCCGAGAGCUAAUGGGAACCGGGAGAUAAUGGAUAUUGUGGACCCAUUGGCUCCUUUGCCCCUUUGGUUUACCAUGCAAGAUCUUGAAAUUUAUGCUUCUCUGUAUCAGAAAUCCGGAUUUCAAACUGCAUUGCAAGUUCCGUAUAGGUCACUUCAUGAAGAGUUUGACAUUAUGAAUUUGAAGGUUGAAGUCCCGGCAUUGGUAAUUACGGGUGGGAAGGAUUACUCGUUGAAUUUUCCUGGAAUCGAAGAUUACAUUAAAAGUGGUCGGUCGAAGGUGUACGUGCCAAACUAUGAGACAGAAUACUUGCCUGAAGGUUCUCAUUUUAUGCAGGAACAAUUCCCGGACAAAGUGAAUCAGCUAAUUCUCAACUUUCUCAAUAAGCUAUAG